This is a messenger RNA of Lithohypha guttulata, 3813 nucleotides long. RefSeq lists its product as uncharacterized. The record is from RefSeq and is a predicted model, not a curated record. Lineage: Eukaryota; Fungi; Ascomycota; Eurotiomycetes; Chaetothyriales; Trichomeriaceae. The transcript is spliced from 3 exons. The coding region runs from base 1 to 3813 and encodes 1270 amino acids. Gene Ontology annotation, biological process: mRNA splicing, via spliceosome. Gene Ontology annotation, molecular function: U2 snRNA binding; protein binding. Gene Ontology annotation, cellular component: nucleus; U2 snRNP.
AUGGCAGCGCAACGAGAAGUCCAUGGUGGUAUUCUGUCGCAGACAUUGGCUUCCAGCCCCUGCAUCAAGGCUAUCCUGUCAGCUAGGAUUCGGAGCCCUUCAUUGAACGAUGUUGUCCUUGUCGGCCACAGCUCGAUCCAUCUGCGAGAAUUUACACAGACUGGACAGUUGACGAAUGUUAUUACUGGUCUCGAGCUCGGUGUUCAAAUACUAUCUGCGAAGGUCAUAUCUGCUGAAGCUCACGUCCUCUCUACCGAGGAUGCUAUCUUGGAGAACGGACGUGAUGAAGUUCGUUUUGAGAUCAGAGGACAACCAUGUGAAGAGACUCAGCCACCACAGAUUGUGGUACUAAGCAUAGCAUCAGGUGAACUUGUGUUCGUCUACGCUAAAAAUCUUCCCAACGGUUCUUCCCAAUUCGUGUAUGCAAGAAGACAUGUUCUUCAAGCGGAAGGUAUACAUUGGCCUCGAAAAUGCGGCAGGCACCUUGCUAUUGAUACAAAGUCGCGUGCCAUCGCCGUUGCGUCCGCCAAAGGUCGAUUCGGCAUUAUGUCCUUGAAGGAUGUCGACGAGAUCAAAGCAGAUAUUGACAACUGGGAUCCUCGUAACCCAACAACUAUUGUGCCGUUCAAAGAAUCCAGGUUCAUUCAGGUCGAUGGAGUGAUAUUGCGUAUGGAUUUUCUGAGAAGUCCAACAACGGAACCUCGUGCAGUGGUCCUACUUUUGAUCGUUGCUAACAAAGGCAAUACUAGGAUCUUGCUGUACAGAUGGAACUCCUGGCUGCCAGUGACGAAGACCGAAGCGCUGCGAUGUAGUGGACAACCACUUCACGACAAGGACUCUUUCCCUCAUCUACUUAUACCUUCCUGCCGAUCUACCUCAUUUGCCAUUGUCACUCGACAAGAGGUUGUUUUCUACGACGAUCUAAGCUCGAAGAGAUUGAAGAGAAGUCAAGUGGCUAUACCCUCCGAUCCUGUAGCAUCUGAUGCAUUCCAGAGAAAUGAUAAGCAGUGGGUGCAAUGGGCGAAGCCCAUACGCCAUGAACAGCACAAGAAACUCAAAGAGGAUAUAAUCUUGGUACGUGAAGAUGGAUUGUUAAAGACGAUCGUCGUAUCUCACAAGCUCGAGUCCCGCAACUCUAUCACUUUCGAGCCAGGCCACCUUCGUAUCAAUGUGGACACAGCUGUCUGCACCCUCUCCGCUCCACCCACUAUGGGAGGCGACAUACUGAUCGCUUGUGGCGACACGACGGAAGGUGGUGUCUAUCAUCUAGCCGCGAAGCAGGCUCCAAUGCUACUGCAAACCAUCUUAAACUGGUGUCCGCUCAACGACCUGGUUUUUGUUGAACCAAAGAGCCGCUCCAGCACGUCCGGCUCCGUUGUAGCAGCUACUGGAGUUCAAUCAGGUCGCGCAACCCUGACUGAGCUCAGAUACGGUCUGGAAGGGCAAAUCGAGUUUACCAUCAAACACGACGAAGCAACCACUAUUGACCGUAUUUGGGCACUGACUAAAGUGGAACAAGGUCGACUCUUGCUGCUUGCCUCACAUCACGAGCACACUACUGCUAUUUCUUACGAUGUCAUCUCUGGAGAACUAAGUUCAAUUGAUGCCAGUACACAUCCACAAAUAUGCUUCAAGGCGCAAACCUUGUCAGCAGCGAAUAUACCUGAACAUGGUAUGAUUCAGAUAACUGCCGAAAGUAUUCACGCAUCGGUAGCUACCGAAUCAGCAGACUCGUCGGUCUUGAAACCAUUUGAUGGAGGUAUUGUGUGUACAGACAUUCACUCAAGUGGAGUCUUCGUUGUGGCAGGUCGCAGUGGUGAUGAGCUGCAAAUAUUGAGCGGCAAAGUGGUCAUAGAGCAUGGUCAGCAACCUCAGAUUACCGUACAGCCUGAAGGACAGCAAAUAGACUUUGUGCCCGUCGCAUUAGCCCUUGCAGAGAUAGGAGGAAUCGGUUUGUGUAUUGCAGGAUCGCAAGAGGGACGCCUUCACCUCUACAUUGUUCAUCCUGACGACCAUUUCGAGUAUCGCAAAACAAUCUCGAUCGGGGAGAUUGCAACGGACGUGGAUGAACCUAGGCUGUCCUCAAUUACUGUUCUAGCUCUGCACAAGGCGGAACACGGACUGCUUAUGUGCGGUCUCAAGAACGGACAGCUACUCCUCAUGGACUUGACGAUCAAGACCAUUGACGAUGAAGAGACAAUAUCAGUCGAAUUCACACAAUCGAUCUCGGUCGGUUCGACUGCUGUCACUGCUAAGGUGGAAUCUGGCUCUUUAACAGAAUACGAGAGAAGUGCAUUCAUUAGUUGCGGGUCCUCGUUGAUGCGGGUACUAUUGCAUCACAACACUCAUGGCCUCGAUUACCUGCUCGACUCUAUCAUUCUCUCAGACAAGAGUUCGCCGUCAUACCUAGCUCCAAUGAUUCAAGCUGUUGAUCGCAUUGGUAAACUCUCAACACGUCAGCCCUUCAACCCUAGCGGUCUUAUGGUUUGUGUUGCCGGCGACGAGCUAUUGCUCGUUGGUAUUGGUCCCACAGCAAUGGUACCACGACCUAUUUGCCUAACGAAUACCACAAAGCAUCUGAUCUAUUGUGCUCCUUUGAAAAAGUGUAUUGCAUCUCACCAAGGCAAAGUGACAACAUCUGAUGCACGAGACGGGUCGCAGCUUGAUAGAUCGUCGUUACAGCUGUACGAUUUGAAUGCACAGUCCGAGAACGUGGGCUCGCUGUCCAAGAGCAACUUUUUCUUCGGCGAGAAAGGCGAAAAGGUUCGGGCCCUGCUCAACUGGCACCCAACAGAUGACAAGGUGCAUUACGAGAUGAUCGUCAUUGGAUCCGACAUUGGCAAGGACGGCCGUCUCACACAGCUGACAGUGAAGCGCAUGUCGCAGGCGAAGUCUGGGACUACACCUAAAUUGAUCGCAAACUAUCCAAAUGAGAGCAUAAGUGCAAUCUGCUCUCAUGGAAAAUCAUCCUUGGUCGUAUGUGCAGGUCGCAACCUGAAAUUGCUCACCCUGGACAUUAGUGGUAAGCGCUGGUUACAUCCGGUCCAAUUUGAGCUUCCUUCCAAAGCGACAGAGCUGAAAUCCAAAGGCAACGUUAUUUACGUUGCUACCAGCCUACACUCUUUCCUUCUGCUCAGAGUUGAGGAUGACCAGUUCAAGCUGAUUGGGAGUGACAGCUAUGCUGGGAAAGCCCGGAAUAUUGUCCCACAUGGGAUCAACUCGACUCUGAUCAAUCUAGUAUCUGACAACGGGAGCAGGAUAUUGAACUUCGCCGACAGACCCACCAAAGGCACGGAAACUGUCUUUGAGGCGACAGUGCCGCAAGCUAUCGAUCGCUUAACUCAGGUAAAAUUCCAAUCAGUCUCAGAUGAACGAGAGAGGUUUUUAGGUACGACUAUCGACGGUACAGUAUACAUGUUCACCACGUUGACGCCAGCGGAGAUGGAGCUUUUGAGCUUCCUCGAAGAAUUGACCGAACCUAUCCGCAAUCGAGCUGCGAAAAGCGCAAGUCUGCUAGCACAUUCAAUUGCUCGGCAGUACAGGAGGAAGCUUGAGGCUGCUGAUUACGAAACACCAAGCCUCAAGCUUACGCAUGCACGUGGGGACGUGCUCAGAGCGAUGCUUGAACCUGGACCUUAUAACUUGCAGCGUUUACUGCAACGAUCAGUCAAGUCCGAGGACGGAAUGAUCAAGGAGAAGGAUGAAUUAGACGCUCUGAAAGAUGCUGCGCUCCCUGUGCUAGGCGUUACACAGGAUACUGUGGAUGGCGUUGUCCUAUGGUUGCGGAGGAUACUUAAUGUUCCCUCGUUCUAG